Messenger RNA from Miscanthus lutarioriparius, 2304 nucleotides. The record is from the annotation of a GenBank genome assembly. Lineage: Eukaryota; Viridiplantae; Streptophyta; Magnoliopsida; Poales; Poaceae.
AUGAAGAUCAGCGCGCUUCUCACCUCCGCGGGCAUCAACAUUGGCCUAUGUGUCCUCUUCCUGUCGCUCUACUCUGUUCUCAGAAAGCAGCCGGCCAAUGUCAGGGUCUACUUCGGCCGCAGGAUCGCUGAGGAGCAUGAUCGGCUCCGAGGGGCUUUUAUCUUGGAGAGAUUUGUUCCAUCCACUGGAUGGAUAGUCAAAGCCCUGCAGUGUACUGAGGAAGAGAUCCUGGCUGCUGCUGGGUUGGAUGCUGUUGUUUUCAAUAGAAUUCUAGUAUUCAGCAUGCGCAUCUUCACACUUGCCGCCCUUUUGUGUGUCUUUGGGAUUCUUCCGCUCAAUUAUUUUGGACAGGAAAUACACCAUGUUCGAAUUCCUUCGGAAUCACUAGAUAUAUUUACAAUUGGGAAUGUAGAAGUGAAAUCAAGAUGGCUCUGGGUCCAUUGUGUAACCCUGUACAUAAUUUCUGGAGUAGCUUGCAUUCUGCUAUACAUUGAGUACAAGCACAUUGCCAGGUUGAGGCUCCUUCAUCUUACAAGUGCAACACCAAAACCAAGCCAUUUUACAGUUCUUGUUCGGGGAAUACCAAAGGCAGAUAAAGAAUCAUGCAGUGAUGUUGUUGAUGGUUUCUUCACAAAGUAUCACUCAUCUAGUUAUCUCUUCCAUCAAGUAGUUUACAAAGUUGGGAAAGUUCAGAAGAUAAUGACUGGCGCAAAGAAGGCAUAUAAGAAGUUCAAACAUUUCACAGAUGAAACAGUCGAUCAGGGAUGCAGAACAAGUACCUACCGCUGUUGUCUGUGUGGAGCCUCUUCAAAUUCUUUCAAGUUAUUGAACACUGAAUGUGAGCAGAACAGGGGGAAAGCUGACAAUAAAUCCAUCUUGGACUUAGAUGAUGAGGAAUGCACAGCUGCUUUUGUAUUUUUCAAAACUCGGUAUGCCGCACUUGUUGCAUCAGAAAUACUUCAAACAUCUGACCCUAUGAAGUGGGUUGCUAAUCUAGCUCCAGAACCAGAAGACGUGUAUUGGUCUAAUCUUUGGCUACCCUAUAAGCAGCUUUGGGCUCGCCGUAUCGCUACACUCCUAGGCUCUAUUUGUUUUAUGUUCAUAUUUCUGAUACCGGUGACAUUUAUACAAGGGCUAUCUCAGCUAGAGCAGUUGCAGCAGAGGCUUCCUUUCCUAAGAGGAAUAUUGAAGAAGAAAUACUACAUGACUCAGCUAGUAACUGGAUACCUUCCCAGUGUCAUACUGCAAAUCCUUCUGUACACUGUUGCUCCAAUUAUGAUGCUAUUUUCUACAUUGGAGGGUCCUACAUCACACAGUGAAAGGAAGAGAAGUGCUUGCUGUAAAGUGCUGAUCUUCACAGUUUGGAACAUAUUCUUUGCUAAUGUAUUAUCUGGUACUGUCAUAAGUCAAUUGAACGUGUUAUCAAGCCCAAAGGACAUACCUGUCCAGCUUGCUAAAGCUGUACCUGGACAGGCGACCUUCUUCAUCACCUAUGUCCUGACCUCAGGAUGGGCUAGUUUGUCAUCUGAAGUUAUGCAGCUCUUUGGUUUGAUAUGGAUCUUUAUAAGGAAAUAUGUUCUGAGAAUGAGAGAAGAUACAGAAUUCGUUCCCUCGUUUCCCUACCACACAGAAGUACCAAAAGUUCUGUUGUUUGGACUCUUGGGAUUCACAUUGUCUGUGCUGGCUCCUCUGAUCUUACCUUUUCUGCUGGUGUACUUUUGCCUUGGUUAUGUUGUCUACCGCAAUCAGUUGCUCAAUGUGUAUCGAACAAGGUACGACACAGGUGGUUUGUAUUGGCCAAUUGCAUGCAACACAGUCAUAUUCUCUCUUGUGCUCACCCAGAUCAUCUGCCUUGGUGUAUUUGGACUUAAAGAAUCGCCAGUAGCUGCAGGCUUCACCAUACCUCUUAUCAUCCUUACGCUUUUAUUUAACCAGUACUGCAGAAACCGACUUCUUCCAUUAUUCAAGACUUUUCCAGCACAGGAUUUAAUCAACAUGGACAGGGAAGAUGAACGGUCAGGAAGAAUAGAUGAAAUUCACCACGGACUUCAUUCUGCUUAUUGCCAGUUCCCUGACACUGUAGAUGUACCCUUGGAGAAAAUUGAAAUUGUUGGUGGGGAUGAGGAGCAAGGUUCUACCUCAGGUGAGUCCGGUGGCAAAGAAACCUGCGAGGAUCCCAAGAAGGACCUGUCUCACCCAACACUAAAAGGACUCCCUGUUAACCGUCUCCGGCAAGCUGUGAGGUCGGUUACUUUCCUGAUCAGAUUGCAGAAAAGAGGUUUAUCAGAACAGAAAAUCGGAUAG